AUGUCGAGGAAGGAGAGGGUGAGGUUCGAGAGCAGGAAUGGGCCGUCGUCUGACGAGUAUAAGUUAGCUUGUGUAUCCCCAACCGAAGGCCAUGAACGAGUGCAGGGAGGGAAACCUGCAGACUCGGCUCACCUCCUUGGCGACCGGCGGAGCACGACCGACUCGGCAGACGGAAUCUUGUCGUGCGAAGAUCAGACCGGGAAAGCUGCCGCUGCGCGAACCACCCCACCGCCGGUCCGAGCUGGCGUUUUGGGCAUCCUGAUUCAGUUGGUGGACGCUCUAGAGUCCAAGUGCCCCAGCCGGAGGGGUCUGUUGGCAACGGUUCAGUGGAUUGGGCUGACCGAAAGCGACACUCUUGGUCGCCGUGCAGCAAGCAUCUCCCCUCUUCCUCACUCCCUCACUCGCUCCGCCAUUUCCUCGGCCCGCGCUGAGAGGUCGUCGAAGAUGUGCUACUUCAACAUGGACCGAUGGAGUUGUGGAUACUGGCGCUGGAGUCAUUUCCGCCAGCAGUGCAACAAAGAGUACCGCAUGGGCGAGACGUGCGGCCUCAAGCUCAUCUAUAAAACCAAGUCCAUUCCGGAUGUCUGUAAGCUCUGCGGCGACAUGGCCAAGAAGCAACGUCGGUACGAUAAGAUGUACUGGAACGUGAAGCGCUGGGAGGGCGAGGGCAACCGGCGUGCAACCAUCGAGCGAACGAAUGGUGAGAUGUUGGAGUUGCAGAGGCAAAUCAAGGGCAUGAGCGACGAACACGCUUACAAGCUACGAAACCUUGGCCAGGGAUGA
Messenger RNA from Drechmeria coniospora, 783 nucleotides. RefSeq lists its product as uncharacterized. The transcript has 3 exons. The coding region runs from base 1 to 783 and encodes 260 amino acids. The record is from RefSeq and is a predicted model, not a curated record. Lineage: Eukaryota; Fungi; Ascomycota; Sordariomycetes; Hypocreales; Ophiocordycipitaceae.